GGGUAGGCUGGAUUGUGAUCGCGACAGAUGUCUAGAAAACUGCGAGGGGCGCUGCUCAGUCGCAACGACCCGCGGAGCAGGGCGAGGAAUCUGCAGCUGUCACUCCGAAGGUUCACCUCCUUUAUCACAUCCAGCCGGAGCCUGGAGAAGAAGUCCGACUGACCGCUCUCUGGACACACAGGAGACAUCAUGGGAGGCAAACUGAGCAAGAAGAGAAAGGGAUAUGACGUGAGCGACCCAAAAGACACAAAGGACGAGAUUGCAGCAGUAGCUGCUCGUGCAGAGGGGUCUGCUAAAGUGAAAAAUGGGGACCCACCCACAGGAGGAGAGGCUGAGGUGAAAGCCGUGGCAGCAGUAACGGAAGCUGUAGAACCUCCAGAGGAGCCCAAAUCUGCACCUCCAGAAGAACCGACUGCUGCAGCCCCAGAGGAGGCUGCUCCGGUACAGGAAUUAGUGGCAGCAGCAGAGGCAGCAGCUCCAGUUGCUAAAGAACCCACUGCAGCAGCAGAGGCAGCAGCUCCAGUUGCUAAAGAACCCACUGCAGCAGCAGAGGAAGCAGCUCCGGUAUCAGAAGAACCAGUUGCAGCAGCAGUGGAAGCAGCUCCAGCAGUAGAAGAACCAGUUGCAGCAGCAGUGGAAGCAGCUCCAGCAGUAGAAGAACCAGUUGCAGCAGUGGAAGCAGCUCCAGCAGUAGAAGAACCAGUUGCAGCAGUGGGAACAGCUCCAGCAGUAGAAGAACCAGUUGCAGCAGCAGUGGAAGCAGCUCCAGCAGUAGAAGAACCAGUUGCAGCAGUGGAAGCAGCUCCAGCAGUAGAAGAACCAGUUAUAGCUCCAGUGGAAGCAGCUCCAGUAUCAGAAGAACGAGUUUCAGCUGCAGUGGAAGCAGCUCCAGUAGUAGAAGAACCAGUUGUAGUAGAAGAAGAUUCUGCUCCAUCAGCAGAGAAACCAGUUCUGGCAGCAGAGGAAUCGGCCCCAGUAACACAGGAGCAAGCCCCAGCAGAGCUCCCAGAGGUCAUUGCAGCUGCAGAGGAACCCCCUGCUCCAGCACUAGAGGAACCAGUGCAAGCUGAAGUUGAACCUGAGCCUGCAGCCGCACCUGAAGUGCUCCCAGCAGAAGAAUCCGCUGCAGCUGUGGAAUCUGUGCCAGAAACGGAGGUUGUUCCUGCCAGCACAGAGGAAGCACCUGAGGCCCAAGAGCCAGGGCCCAUCCCAGAGACUGUUACUGAGCCUGAAGCAACUGUGGAGGAGACUACUGCUGUCCAUGAACCUGAGCCAGUGGCUAAACCAGCUGUAGAGCCAGUGCUGGAGCGCACCCCAGAACCUGAGCAAACCAUAGAACCGGAGCCAGAGCAAGCGCAAGAGGAAGAGUCAGUGGAAGCACCCGAGCCAGAACAAGCCUUAGAUUCAGAGAAAGUACCAGAGCCCAAACAAGAGCAGGAACCAGAGCCCGAACUAGAACAAUCACCAGAACCAGAGCCCGAGCAAGAGGCUCAUGCAGUGGAACCAGCAGCAGAGGAAAAAGUGGAAGAAGUUGAGCCAGAAUCAAUCAUAGCUCCAUCUCACAACACUGCACCUCAUGUGGAGGCAGAAGUCCCUGAGAUCUUGGAGACUACAGCAGACGAGGUCCCCAGAGCCGAGCCACGCGCAGCAGAACCCGUCCCUGAGAUUGUCAUCUCUGAGUCUGUAUCUGCCAACGAAAUUACUGCUGAGUCUGAAAAGAUAGCCGAAGCCACUGUGGAUGAGGUGCCUUGCCCAGGGCCUGAGGCCGAACGCAAGAUGGAAAAUGGAGAUUUGGAGAGCCCUACUGUUACGGAGGGCAUGGCAGAAGUAGAUGCACCUUCAGCUGUGAAUGGGGAGUGCACAGAUUCUUCCGCUACUACUGUCAAACAGACAGAGGAAUGUGUUAACGGCGGUGAAAAGCCAGAGGAGAUGCCUAUUAAGGAGCAGAGUGACUUUGAACUGAAAAAGGACAUGAACCUGAGCGGGGACGUCCAGGAAGUUCCCGAUGCAGUGUCCGACAUGGUGGAAGGUCUCAGCACUGAGGUCACCCAGGCAGUCUGAGAAGGAGCCAUCUUUCAAACAAAUGUGAAUUCAGUUUAAUCCUCUGAUGGUGCGGAAGAGUUGUCAAGGUAUCACAAACACAGCUAGGCUUUCUGAAAUGCUGUAACCACCGCAAUGUCUAUAGUGGUAACUCGGGCGAAAGGAUGUUUCCUUUGAGUAACCAAAAAUGAAAUGCAACCACUUAAGGAUUGAAAGAGAGAGAAAGAGAAAGACAGACAGGCAGACAGAGAGGGAGAGAUAGCAAUUGAGAUGGAAGUGCAGUGUAGACUUGAGUUUGGAAUUUGAAUGGUGAGUACAGACAGACAGUGAAACCUGGCCUGGAUUCUGGACAUUAACUAUAAUAUUAAUGAAUGAAAUGAAUAAAUCUGUCUUUGUGUGUAAGCCCAGUGAAGAUUACCAGGUGGUUUAUCGGAACAGCAUUAAUUAUUAGAAUAUUAUCUGACUUAGAAUUUCAUAUAUCCUUUCUAUUACUACACGGAGAGACAUGACAUAACUGUUUUGGCCUUUUAUAAUACUGGUACAUGUGAGAUCUGUUAAUUUCAAAUUGAUUGUUCAGAAAAGAGAAUAAAGAGAGAUUGUUAUAGCCCA
Messenger RNA from Scophthalmus maximus (turbot), 2649 nucleotides. Its product is annotated as calphotin. NCBI's taxonomy places the organism in Eukaryota, Metazoa, Chordata, Actinopteri, Pleuronectiformes, Scophthalmidae. The coding region runs from base 190 to 2061 and encodes 623 amino acids. The record is from RefSeq and is a predicted model, not a curated record. The transcript has 2 exons.